This is a messenger RNA of Physcomitrium patens, 1742 nucleotides long. RefSeq lists its product as uncharacterized. The record is from RefSeq and is a predicted model, not a curated record. Lineage: Eukaryota; Viridiplantae; Streptophyta; Bryopsida; Funariales; Funariaceae.
GCUUUGUCACAUACGGAGCUGCGUAGUAAAUUAUCAAAUCAAGUACGUCACAUGCUGCGACACUAUGUAUGCGUCGCGAGUCCGAAGACUUUGAUGCGAUUGCUUGAAGUUUUGCUUGCCUGACGUCGGAGCAUUCACAUUUAGAUUGCAAGAUUCUUCGAGCAUCCCCUGGAGAACCCAAUUUUGGCAAGCGGCGGGAACGUGCAUCGCUGCGGUUCGGAUUCGUGCUCGGAAAGUCGCUCUGAUCAAGUGGCAGUCGAUGUCCGAGUUGGGCUAGAACUUGGGACCGAUUAGGCCGCGUGGGUUUGAAUUGUGGUGCAGAUUUUGUGUCGGAGGUGAUGCAUGCUUGUUAAGUAAUUGGUCAUGGUUGCAAAGGGAUUAGGAGAUGACUGGAGCUGAGAAGAUGGAGGAAGGUGUUGGCCAUGGCCAGAAUGGAGGUCACGAAGUUGUAGGGGUGGGGCGAGAUGGGAUGGAAAUUGAGGUGUUGAAGCAAAUGCGGGCGAUGCUAGCCAAAGUUGACCCUACAUCCAAGGACACCGACGACGCAACUUUGCUUCGCUUCCUCCGGGCAAGGUCCAUGUGCGUUCCGAAAGCUUGCAAAAUGUUCGCCGAACACCAGAAAUGGCGACGGGAAUACUUCCCUCAGGGUCAUGCUCAAGAAGACGAGAUUAAGGAUGAGCUCACUGCAGGGAAGUUUUUCAUGCAAGGUCAUGACAGAAAGGGUCGCCCCAUAGCCCUGCUCCUAGGAGCGAAACACGUUAGUAGCAAAAAGACCAUCGAAAGGCAGAAACAGGCCCUCUCUUAUUUAAUGGACAAACUUAUUUGCAGUAUGCCACCUGGGGAGGAGAAAUUCAUUGUUAUAUCUGAUCUCAAGGAUCUGAAACUUAAGAAUCUAGAUUUUCGGGGAUUCAUCUCUGCAUUCAAUUUCAUGCAGGCUUAUUAUCCAGAGCGAUUGGGAAAGGUAUAUGCGUUGCACAUCCCUCAAUUAUUUUGGGCCUUCUGGAAAUUGGUUCACCCCUUCCUAGACGACGUCACAAAAGCCAAGAUUUCGUUUGUGGAAGAUGAUAAAAUAGAAGAAACUUUGCUGAAAGACAUCAGUUUGGAGGAGAUUCCGACUUUGUAUGGAGGUUCGAAGGAGUUGGUACCGCUUGAACUUGCGCAACCACCCGGUUGGCCUCAAUUCAAGCCUGUCACCUGAUCGAUUUUGUGGAAGCCACUACGUUGUGUGGCAUUAUUUUUAGGUACAUUGCCGUAACCGUAACCAGACAAUUGAUUCCUGAAUCACUCGUCGAGUAAGACAUUGUUAUUCUUAAUUCGGUCAAUUUUUCUCCACAUUCUGAAAGUACAAUCAGAGAAAGACAGGCCCAGAUCUCCAGCCACGCGGCUGAGUGACUAAGGUGGUUGUCAAAUUGAACAGGUGUCUAUGAAAAUUAGAUAUGUUGAUCGAUCCCGUUAUCUAACUACCUUAAACAUUCAAUGAAGACUUCCAGCAAGAGGCUUCCCGUUCAGCUGCACAUCGCCCAUUUACUAUACCUUGUGCAUUGUGAGUCAUCCGUUAGUCAUGAUUCAUGAGUCACAAAUGGCGGCUGUAUUUCAAUACCUUAAAAUUAUAGGCAUGUAGCCAAAUUCCGCUGUGUCUGCUGCUCCAGAUCACUAGGAAGCUUCAGAGACACCUAUUUCAUGAAUUCCAUGCUUGGAACCUUUCGAAGUAUAUUCAAUCAGACGUUCAAUUACAAUAGCAA